AUGCUGGGGCAGCCCUGGAGCCAUUGGGUCGAUGCUGCUAAACUUCACGGGAACGACGGAGCAGCCUUAGAAGAAAAUUUCAAGGAGUAUGGUAAAAACCGAGAAGCGAUGCGACUUUGUAGGGAAGAUGAUUGAGGAGACCUAAACGAAAAGGAGUUAAUGACUCAAAAUAACAAAGACAUUAAGGACCUUAUCCUGGAAGUGCACAAAGACAUGAUGGAAAUAUUGGAUCGUAUAGAUAGAAGGCUGGAAAAUUGUAUACAAGAGAUGAAGAGCAAAGAUCAGGACAAGUAGGAAAAAAUGGAAUUAUCAACUGGAAUAGAAGGGGAAAUAGAACUGAGAAACCAGCAAAGAUAACAAGGAGGAGACACUAUUAAAAUUAAUAAGAAUUGAAGAAUUAAAACCGGGGAGGGGUUCUCAAUUGUGAAGAAAAAUACAUGUUCUUCUGUGGCUGAAACAAGCAUGAUAUUUCCAAGUCAGCCUUUUACUCCUUAAAUGAAGUUUGGUUUUAAUCUAUUAUGAAUUUACUGGAAUAAAUGUUAUUACCCAACCUAAUGUAAUGAUAGCAACUUUAAGCUUAAGAUUCCAUGGGAGGCUAUAGAGGGUUUAUGAUAAGGAUCAUAACUUAUGCUUUCUUGGAGUUCUGACUAAAGUGAACAGUUCUAUGAGACAAACAUUUGGAAGUGUGAGGUAUGUGAAAUACUUAUUUAUGGAACAAUAAUACACUAGUAUAGUUCAAAGUGCUUGGCAUGUGUAGUUAUAAGAUUUUAACCCUCUAAAAUAGAUUAAGUCUAUAAGCUAAAAAUACACGUUUAACAGUAUUAAAAAUUAGAUAUCUGCUUUAAACUGAUGCUGCAGCUACUGAAUGGAUUACAGUGGUUUAAUUUAGAAAAUAUACUUGUGCAUGGAGAAGUUCAAAAACCGCGCUCAAUUUUUAUGUGGUACUAGGUAUCACAUGAGGUAAUUUAAAAUAGGGCUGUUAGUGUAACAGACUCUAGCUAUAGAUGAUAAAGGAAUUUGAUAUUUGAUAAUAUAUUUGAUAAUUAAGAGAUAUGACUGGUAGUUGUUUACUUAGAAGAAGAUAAUUACUUAUUAGACUGGUAUUUUAAGAAGUCCUCAAACUUUCUUACAGUGUCAAGGAUACUGAUGAUACUGGGAGAUAAGAGUUCUUGGACUCUUAACGCAAACUAAAAUAUUGGGCAUAGUUUAAAAACAGCUGAUGCUUAGGUUUAAUUGACUAAUUUAGAGGAUGGGCUCUAUAGAAAGCAUUGUACUGACAACAAAAGUAGUUGAGUUGAAAUAUUUUAUUUCAGGCUUCUCUCUUACCCUUUGUUUAUUUGAAAGGAGCUGGUUAUUAAUCAGACGCAGGAUUUCCAGAAAGCUCUUUAAAUUUUCCUGUUAUUCCAUCUAAAAGUGACCCCCCCCCAAAAAAAAAAGUACUAGGAAGUACUUUUAAAUGUGGUUGAGGGCUAACUGAUGUUGAAAAUAGUUCCAUCAUUUGGCUUUAGUGCUUUCAGAUUUUUUAAAAAAUCUCAAAAAUACUCUAACUAAACUUGCUUAAAUGUUGUAUUUCAUUCUGCUGUCAUCAGUGGUUUCUCAAUGGAUUUGUUCAUUAAUUAAUUGUAAAUAGUUCACAGCCUCUAACUUUGCUGUAAAUUAAUCAUGCAUAAUAACCAACAACAGCAAAGAAAAUCUUCUGAAAGAUUUGAUCCAGGAUGAAAAUAUGAACAAGCUGAGCUAUGGAAGUCUUGUUCUGGUGUCUGGAACUGAUAGCAAGAGGACUGAAUUUGCCUAAACAAGAAAGAGUUAAUUGUUAACACCGUGGGAAUCAAGAUUGUUUCUCAAUGGGGUGCCACUGCCCCUGAGAGAGCAUCGACUAGGGCUGAUUAGGCAGGUGGAGGCAGUGGCCAAGCAGGCUUUUGUCCAGCUUUAAUUGGUGUGCCAGUUGCAUUCCUACCUGGAAGACAGAGUUCAUACAACAGUGGCUCAUGCCCUCAUCUCAGCUGGAAUACUGCAACACAUUCUACAUUCUGUCUUUGAAGACCCACCUGGGAAUUCAGUAUACAUGCCAGAGGAGUCAGGAUAUGCCAAUAUUUGGUCUUUGCCCAGCUCAUGAUGAUUUCUAUUUGGUGAUGUGUAACCACUGUAAUCAGGUCGUAAAACCACAGGCAUUUCAAUCACAUUAUGAAAGAAGACACAGCUCCUCCAGCAAACCACCUCUGACACCUCCUUCCUCUUCAGUAUUCUCCUUGUAUUCAUCUCUGUCUUCAAAAAAUAAAGGUAGCAGCGGAGGAGGGAGCAAUCGCUCAUCCAGUGGUGGAGGGGCAGGUGCAUCCAGUGGUGGAGGGGCAGGUGCAUCCACUUCAAAAUUAUUGAAAUCACCCAAAGACAAGCUGCCAAUUGGUGGAAACAAUAGGCCAAUGCAUCUAAUCCAUAGCAAAGGUCUCCAUGACAAAAUCAUGACUCCAUCUGUCAAAAUGGAAAAAAUACAUCCAAAGUUAGAUGGUGCAUUACUGAAGCCUGCUGUUGGUCCAACCUGUUCUACUACUGUGAGCUCCUCAAUAAAGACUGGCCUUAAUCCCUCAAUACCAAAGCCACCCUUGCCUUCCCCUGGACAGAUACUGAAUGGUAAAAGUCUUCUCUCUGUGCCUCCAUAUACAGAAAAGAAACAAGACGAGAGUACAAAUAAUAGGAAAUUUUUACACAAAAGACUGUCAGAGAGAGAAUUUGAUCCUGAUAUCUACUGCGGAGUCAUUGACACAGAAACCAAGAAACCCUGUACCAGGUCGUUAACAUGCAAGACACAUUCCCUAACUCAGCGAAGAGCUGUACAGGGUCGGAGGAAACGAUUUGAUUUACUACUAGCUGAGCACAAAAGCAAAACCAGGGAAAAAGAAUUACUCCGCCAUUUGGAUCAUCAUCAGCAGAUGCCCCUUCUCAGGGAACCACAUCCCUCACCUUCAAGGACUUCCCAGGAGCUGCACCAAAAUUCUCAUGGAGUUAUUCCUACAGAAUCAAAGCCUUUAGUACCUAAUAAACCCAAACCUCACACCCCCAGUCUUCCAAGGCCUCCAGGCUGUCCUGGCCAGCACAGUGGGAAUGCCCCAAGUGAGUCUCCAUCACUCCAUGAAUCUCCACAUGCUCCCUUGCCUGCAGCUGAGCCAACAUCUCGGUUAUCCAGUGAUGAGGGAGAAUGUGAUGAAAAAGAAGAGCCUGUUGAAAAACUGGAUUGUCUUUACUCGGAUCAUCAUCCUCAAGCAGCUGCUUUUUGCACAUUUGGUAGUCGACAAAUCGGAAGAGGUUACUACGUGUUUGAUAAGCGGUGGAACCAUAUCCGAUGUGCACUUAAUGUCAUGGUGGACAAACAUCUUAAUUCACAGAUGUGGAAGAAGAUUCCUCCCGCGACAAGCAACUCAGCAUCCAUCCGUGCUCCCCACCGGACAAGUGCCAUGCCCGCGUCACAGUACGGUGUCAGCACGACCAGUUCCACGUUACCCACAACCGCUGUGUCCCCUCCAGUGCUUGUCUCUCCCUCUUGUUUAUCUCUUAGUGGCAAAUCAGUACCAUCCCAUGGAACUACGCUCAAUGCCAACCCUGCUAGUUUUGGUGCCGCAGAACCCGCCUGCAGUAUGCAAUCGAGACAAGGGUCUACAUCCCUUUCAACACCUCCAGUGCUUUCCUCAAUACCUUCACCUCUGUCCAGCAAACCUCAGAAAUUUAAAUCCAGCAAGUCUUUUAAGCCUAAGGAAAUUUCUGCUAGCAGCGCCAACUGUAACAGUAACAGUAGUAGUAGCAACAGCGGUAGCGGCAGCUCAGGAAAGAAGCGUAAGAACAGUUCCGCGCUGCCGGCAGCUUCUUCUCAUUCCACGGAGUCCUUUAGGAAAAACUGCGUCGUGAACUCUGGAAACUCGGGGGCUUCUUUUCAUUCUCCUGUGAUGUCUUCAUCCCACAGUGUUGGCCUCAACUGUAUGACUAGUAAAGCGAACUCGCUUAGCCUCAAGCAUGACCAAUCAGGGAGGGGGCCUCCCACGGGGAGCCCCGCAGAAUCGAUAAAACGGAUGAGCGUGAUGGUGAACAGCGGUGAUUCUACCCUCUCGCUGGGACCGUUCAUUCACCAGUCCAGCGAACUGACUGUAAACUCGCACGGCGGGUUUUCACACUCGCAUCCUUCCCUCGAUAAACUCAUAGGAAAAAAAAGAAAGGGCGGGCCUGGUUCAAGUAGCUUAAGCAGCAGCAGCAGCAGCAGCAGCAGCAAAGCAAGCAAGAUUGCCAAAUUGCCACCGGUGAACAACAUUCACACAAAACACACCGGUGCAAUCCCAGGGACACAAGGAUUGAUGAACAAUUCUAUUCUUCAUCAGCCAAAGGCACGUCCCUAGCAGUUGACAGUACCAUGACAGAACUGGAUUAUUUUCACUACAAGCAGAAAAAAAAUAUAUCUCCAUCUGGAAAUUCUGGACUCCCUGAUGCCUUUUGAGUUCUCCCAGCUUCCCACAGUUCUCAGGUGUGGAAAUCUACUAGUCUGUCACUCAAUCAAGGAGAAUCCCUGAAGCCAUGUCUGUAGAAACAGAAUUGGAAAUGGACACUGGAUUGCCGUUCAGCCACAGGAUUAUUCCUAUCAGUGUUACCAGUGGUCUGGACUGCUUGCUACACAUCCCUGUGAAAGUUUUAUUUACAGGAGUACAUCAUUUUUGCCACUAAUUCAAACAAGAUUGGUUGGGCAAAGCAGUGUUUGGGAAAGAAUAUUUACUAUGGACUUGUGUUUUCUUUUCUUUACUGAUAGUGUCAUAGGUCUAAUUAACCGCUCUUUUGGCACUGUCCUAGUGGAAACCCUUCCAGAAGGGGGCACAAAUGUGUUAGGCACAAUAAAACAGACAGAAAAGCCCUCCAGAAGGGAAUAUGGCUUUAGUGUUUUAUAGCAAUGUUCCUUGAUUGGAAUACAAAAUAAAAAUAAAAAUAGCACAAUUUAGAAAUGAAAGUCUACAUUUUGCCCAGCCUUUUAUAAGUAAUUUGGGAUAAGAAGCUGACAGGAGUUCUUAAAACAAAACACAAGUUUGGGGUCAUCACUCAAAAACGAAAAAGCAUAUUUAAAUUGUGAAACCACAUGGUACAGAACAAUUUCUAAUGGGAGUUGUCCACCAAGCGUAACUGCCUCAUCUCCUUCAUUCCUUCCAGUGGAUGUUGUGUAGGGCUCCUAUACGAGACCCACUGAAACGAAUGAAGGUUGCGCAAUGGCGUUCUUUGGAGGAGGAUGGUACCUACUUGAUUCUGAAAUAAAAUUGCUUUGAUUCUGAUACACAGACCGAUGCAAAACUCUUGAAUCCAAAAGGGUGAAUGACCUCUAAAACUUAUUCCCAAAGAAUAUAUUCUUGACCUAUACUGUAUGCCAUACGCCUUUGUUGUUUUGGGGAGAUGUGGGUGGGGAAGGAUGAAAAAAUGAAACCAAAAAGAAAAAAAAACCUUAAAAAAAACCUAAAUUGCAAUCAUCUGUAACACUAAAUUUUCUGUGCUAUUUUUCUUGAAAGAUUUUUUCCAGCAAGUUGAUAACUUUGUUCACACAACCAAAUCACCUGUUUCUGAAGUCCACCUUCAGAUUUUUUUCUGAUGACUGCAUUAAGUGCCAGUUCAGGUUCUGAGCUCAGUAUUAAAUUUACCCCUUGCAUUACCAGUUUAUAACAGGGGGAGAGGGGAAAUGAGUCAUUCGGUCCCCACUGAUACCUUUUUCUUUUAAGCAAAGGGGGGGGGGAGUUGGAAGGGCUUUAACACUACUAUGUGAUCUGGUUGAUUGUAAGAGUAGUGAACCUUGAAAAACAACCUAGAAUUUUAACGCAUUUUGUUUGAAAGGGAGAGGAAACGAUCAAUCCAAACCAUAGGAUAUAAUCCAUGGAGAAUUUUCCUUCUGCAAUUCUAUAAAAAAUGCACUUCCUGUCCUUUUGUAAUAGGGUGUAUUUUGGAGUAUCGAUUCAGACAGUCAUUUCCUCCCCAGUGAGAGCUUUACUUUUGCAAUCGCAUUCAACGGGGCCAGAUUUUUUGGCAUGUUGCAUUUUCACAUCUUCUCGGAGAUGCACCUGCAAAUCUGUUGGAUUUGUGGACUCCCAACACCCAACCUUCCAGGCAGUUCAAUUCCAUCUCAUGCCUGUCACUUGAGAACCACAUAGUCAAAAAAGUUAACCCUUACUGAAGGAGGAAACGGAUCAUCUGAAUCUACCCGCAACAGGGCUUGUGAAGAUGUUCUCAAUGAAAUACGCCUGUAGACUUCUGCCUUAAAUGGGCACCAGAUUUUGCUGAGAUUAGACAAUCUGAGCCUAUCUAAUUCACACAGCCCAGCCUCUCUCUCCCUACUUACGGUGGUGCAUUGCACAUCAGGGAUUCUAAAGCCACCACGAGCAGUAGAUGCUUGGGGUCUUUUUUUUGUUGUUGUUGUUGUCGUCCUUGGUUGAUUUUUACCUGUUGAGAUUUUCAAAUCAACAUGAAAUUUGCUAGUGAAUUAUUUAAAAAACACAGUGAAGAAACAAGACUCUAUGCAGACAACUCUAAAGCCUUGAAUUCACAAAAAGAUCAUGUUGGGGUGGGUUUUUUUUAAAAGCAAAGGAAUAAUAUUAUGGACACUGAUGAUUAUGCAAAUAUUAAAAGUGACUGCAUUUCUGGAGAAAGGGGAAUUUUAAACAACCCUUCGGUAGAUAGAGAAUAUUGUAAAAAUGUGAAGACCUUUUAAUUGGCUUAUUUGGAAAGUGGGAAGGAACAACCAAAGUAAUGUAUCUGCCUGGCAGAGAAAGUAGACAUAGGUUCCAUCCCACGUGUUAGGUAUUGUCAAUCACAAGUGCAAUUUGGUUUUUACCUUUGAAAGCUGACCUUUUCCAUGAGUUAAAUCUUAGUGGCUUUAAGUACUUCAAAAUAUACUUCUUUUAUAAAUAUUCUGUUACUCUGAGCAUAUCAAAGCAAGUCCCAAACUCCUUAAAACAUGCAGAUCUCUGUGGAAAGUUCAACAGUGUUUAAUUUAAAUAGGUUGCACAGCUAUGGACCCAAUUCCCACUGCGAAUGCCUGCGCUGCAAGCUAUGUUGAAAGCACUGGGAACUUCACACAAACACAGCCAUGUUGUUGCACAGAGCUCGCCCAGUGCAUUCGGUAAGGCUUAAAUGCAUAGAAGGCAUUCUAAGGUGGAAUUACGUCUUGCAUCUGGCUCUUAAGGCAUAUAGUUUUAUAAUUUGCUAUGAAUAGAAACAGAAGAUGUUAAUUUAUGCCUGCCCUCAAAGUGUAGACUUGCUUAACUAUUAGGCAAACAAUAUUCCAUUUUUGGGAGCUUAGUAAUGAAUGGAGUAAUUGUUUUUGAAUCUUUUAUUGUCUGACAACAUUCUCAUUGUAAAUAAUUAAGGAACUUUCAAAUUUAAUUUAUCUUGCAAAAUUUGCAGUGACUGGGUUGUUAGAAUGAUUUUAAUUUAAGAGAUACGAUUUUUAUAGACUUCCCUGCUUCUCAUUAUGACUCCUGCAGUUUUCUUAACCUAAAAAAAUAAUAAUAAAAAAUGUUGCAAUGGUGAACAAAGAAAUAUACAAAAAAAAAUAAUGAAACCCAUAAUUUUGUACUUUUAUUUUGGAAUUUCUUGUUCUAUUAUAAAUAUUGAAGUAUCCCUAUUUCAGAAGACAUAUUUUGUUAAUUGAUUGUACAUAUUUAAAUAUGUAUUUUUGCACAGGUCGUUUUUUUUCUUAUAUCCAGUUUUGGUACAAUUGAAAAUCAUCUAGUAUUUAUUAAUUAAAAAAGGAAAAAAAAGCAAAUACCCUUUUUUUUAAUAAUUUGAAGUGGUUCACUGCCAAGCCAAUAGCUAACAUGCCUACUUUGCAGUUUUUAAGGGAUGCCUCUGUCUUGGGAAUGAGGAGGGGGGGCAUUCUAUCCCUUAUCUUGGGAAUUGCUCCGUAAGAGUGAAAGUCCUGUGUGUCGUUCCCCCCCCUCCCCCCAGCUUCUUGGAUUCUUAGCAGCAAGGCGAGGUUGGUCGCAUCGGGUGGCAUGUUGUUGACCUACUCUGGUAUAUACAGCAUAGCUUAACAAUUGCCUGAUUUCCAGAAGACUACAUUUAGUUGUGACACACUGCUUUUAUUUUUUAUUUUCAUUUUAGCAUUUGUGUGUAUGUGUAUGUGCACACCUCUGUGUCCGCAUACGUGCCCACAGGUGUGAGUCUUUAUAUGGUUUAAAAACUAAUGGAAAAACUGAAAGUGCCUGAUUUAUAUAUCUAGAUUUUAAGCUUGGACUGUUCUUUAGACAGCUUCUCCUUUAAAGACUUGAAUGUUCUGUUUAAAAAAGAUGAAAAGAAAAAAAAGUUGAGCUUGCUUUUCCCACCUCCAUGUGACUUUUCCAUUAAUGAGGAAGAGAGGAUGCAGGGGAAUGAGAAUAAAACUUGCAAAUGAUCCAACCGAAAUACAGUCCUCGGUUCCGUAAACAAUGCCAAGGGGUUUUUUCUGCACAUAGGUAGGUUUUCAAAGACGUGAAUUCAGAGAGCCGUAGUUCUGUUGUAAUCAGAUAGAACUUUUUUUUUAAGGAUACAGAUUGUUGACAUUUUGUAUUACUAAAAAAAAAGUUUACCUCUCAAAGCAAUUUUACAAGCUACCUACACAAGCCACUACCAUUGUCCUACACACAAUCCUCACCGAAAUGAACGGGGAGAGUUUGGCAGCGGUUCAAAUCCCGGUUCAUUUCAGUGAAGACUUCUUGCCCCGUCCCCCCCGCCCGCCCCCCACCCCCCAGUGAGCUUGUGCUCAAUUGUGUGAUAUUUUUUUUUCCAACCAUUUUCCGGUAAGUCGUCUUCCGGCAAGAGUUAUUAUUGCCAAGUAUCCUUUUUUUUUUUGGUCUCUGUCUUUUGGGGAUUGGUAAUUGUAAAGUGAAGGGGAUUGGACUUGAAGAUUGUUCUGCUUUCCUUCAGCAGAAAACCUAUGUUAAAUGCUUUGUGCAAAAUACUCUUUUUAUGAAAGGUGUUUAUUAUUAUUAUUUUUUAAUGAGCACUACAUAAUGUCAAUGAGAAUGUAGGCCAUGGAAGCUUCUUGCUUUGGAGUUGAGCCUAGCUCCAUAGAGAGGGUGGGGGAAAAGCAAUCUCCUGUGUAAAAUGUGUGGAUAGUUUGAUAAUUUGUAUACAUAUUCAAGAGCAUCUGCUCGGAGCUGAACUUUUUGUGUUGGCUGCUGUAUAGUACAUGAACAAAUGUCAUGGGGUAGAAAAAAUUACUUUGGAUAUUUAAAAGAAGAAAAUAUAUAGUCUAUUUGUUUUGUAACAGGUUUCUGUAAAUAAAAUAAUUUAUACUAUUUAUAAAAAAAAA
Molecule: messenger RNA, 9298 nt
Organism: Ahaetulla prasina
Lineage: Eukaryota; Metazoa; Chordata; Lepidosauria; Squamata; Colubridae
Gene: ATXN7
Product: ataxin 7
Exons: 13
Coding region: 1989-4379 (796 amino acids)
Source: RefSeq, a predicted model, not a curated record